Messenger RNA from Mycena indigotica, 1698 nucleotides. Its product is annotated as Copper P-type ATPase. The transcript is spliced from 13 exons. Gene Ontology annotation, cellular component: COPI vesicle coat; cytosol. The record is from RefSeq and is a predicted model, not a curated record. Bases 1 to 1698 code for a protein of 565 amino acids. NCBI's taxonomy places the organism in Eukaryota, Fungi, Basidiomycota, Agaricomycetes, Agaricales, Mycenaceae. Gene Ontology annotation, biological process: Golgi localization; retrograde vesicle-mediated transport, Golgi to endoplasmic reticulum; endoplasmic reticulum to Golgi vesicle-mediated transport.
AUGGCUCGCAGCGUUUUGCGGCUCAAACCAUGGCUUCCACAGCAACCAUUCAUCUGUCUUGACCAUGGCCAUUUGCUCUCCGUCCAUUCCUUAUGCCAACCAGCCAGGAAUUCACUACUCGGCCAAAGGACGAUCAUUCGCGUCACAACGACACGCUUUCCACAUUCGACAUGCCAGUUCUUGGACAUGUCGCGGACGCGAAUUGAGUCUCUACUUGCAUCGUUUCCAAAGCUUUUGCCUCCGCCAUCUAGCACACAACACACACUGAUAGAAACACCAGAUGCGUCUAAUCUCCUACGAGAUAUAGACAUGCUCUACCUUCUUGUGCGUGUUGCCUCUGACAUGUGCCAGAGCGUAGCCGAGAGCCAAGUUGCAACACGAGCCUUGGAGCUACUUGGCGCGUUUGACGAGGUGGUUGGGAUAGAACAUUACAAGGAAAAGAUUCAAGAGAUUAUCGCCCGGAAUAAGGAAGCAGAAGCUAAAGAGGAGCUCAAAUGUCGUGCCAAACAGCUCGAGCUGCAGUGGCGCGAACAACAACGUCGCGCGGCAGGCAACUCUGGCUUUUCUUUGUCUGGAUAUGGCGGCGGCAUCAUUGGCUAUUCACCCGUACCCACUUCAUAUACCCCACCGCCUCCCACUGUCUCAACUCCCAUCAAUCUCAAUACUGUUGGGCAGCAACUUAUCGACGCGCUUGGAAGCGACUACAUGGCUUCUGGUAUCGGUCUGGCUUCUGAACCCCCAACUCCUUCCGUUGCUGCGGCCCCGCAGACUGUUCAAUCUACGAACAAAGGCAGAGGUAGCCUGCCCGAAGUUGUACCAGAAAGCAUUAACAUCAGUAUCACCGAGCAAAUCACCUGCUCAUUACUCCGUGAUGGAGGUUUAGAGAAAGACAUCGAGCUUAAAGGAGACACAAACGAUUCCAACUCACUUGUGGCAGCCUUGCAAUUUAAACAACACCCACAAGUCGCCAAGUUCGAUGCGAAGGCAAACCGCAAUGAGGCCAAGAAGAUUGCUCUUCGUGACGCCUCAAAGACCUUCCCCAUCAACCAAAACCUGGCAGUUCUGAAAUGGCGGUAUAAAGGCAACAAUAAAUCCACCGUUCCGCUUUCCAUAAACUGCUGGCCCACACCUUCGAACGAUGGUACAUGCGAAGUCAGCAUCGAAUUUGAGCUCGAGAACGAAAGCGUGAUACUUCACGGCCUGGAGAUAUUCAUUCCUUUACCGAUCCUACCCGACAGUCUCAUCACACACCAAUUCACUUGCGUCGACCACUGCCAUUGUAGAUGCAUCAUCGCGAAGCUGUUUACUGUUGGGGGUGAUGAUCCCGAGACAUUUUUCCCAGUCCGUGUUGCCUUUGUUGGCAAGGGUAGUCUCGCGGGUGUGGGCAUUGCACAAACGUCGCUUGAGGACGGCGCAGAUGCAGUCUUUUCUGUCGACUCGAGUUUGGGCGAGCGCUCUGCAAGAGGGCUGGCCCAACUAACCCGGACCGACCACCGAAUAUCUCCGGUUGGGCUGGCAUCAAUUCAUCAAUGGCUUCCCUCCCCCAGCGUAGCGGGGGCCCUUCCACUCGUAUUUCUCCACCAUCCACCCCAUCUCAUGCCCCCCAAACCCACCAACCGACCUCCAAAGCCCGCUCCGGCGCCACCACACCACCACGAUGAACAGUCAAGAAGAUACACCCAGCACUGGCUCAGAUGA